UUCAUACACGCCGAGUCUCUCUCGGCUUCAGGAUACAUCAACACGAGAGGAGAGGAGCUGUCAAUGACCCACGCUCGGAUAUGUCACUCUUAAUCCACUUCAUAACAAUUCUGGCCCUGUGGGGUUCCUGCAGGGCCCAGUUUCCAGAAAUGGCAGAUAUGUGCACAGAGGGGAGCUGUUAUCCCGCCACAGGUGACCUCCUUAUCGGGCGUGCGCACAAACUCACCGCCUCAUCCACCUGUGGGCUGAAGCAGCCAGAGAGAUUCUGCAUAGUGGGACAUCUGGAGGAAGAGAAGAAAUGUUUCAUGUGCGACUCCAGAAACAUGUACGACGAGGACUACAACUCGGUCAGCCACACCAUCGAGAACGUGGUCACCACCUUUGCUCACAACCGCCUCAAGACCUGGUGGCAGUCAGAAAACGGUGUGGAAAACGUAACCAUCCAGCUGGACUUGGAGGCUGAGUUUCACUUCACACACCUUAUCAUGACCUUCAAGACAUUUCGACCAGCUGCCAUGGUAAUUGAGCGAUCGAUGGACUUUGGGAAAUCGUGGCAGGUUUAUCGUUACUUCGCCUACGACUGUGAGUCGUCAUUCCCUGGUGUGUCCUCUGGUCCCAUGGUUAAAGUGGAUGACAUCAUCUGUGACUCCCGUUACUCGGAUAUCGAACCGUCCACAGAGGGAGAAGUGAUAUUUCGUGUGCUGGACCCCGCCUUCAAGAUCGAGGACCCCUACAGCCUGAGGAUACAGAACAUGCUAAAGAUCACCAACCUGCGGGUGAAGUUUGUUAAGCUCCACACACUGGGAGACAACCUGCUUGACUCCCGUGACGAGGUGAAGGAGAAGUAUUACUACUCCCUGUAUGAUAUGGUCGUCCGCGGCAACUGCUUCUGCUACGGCCACGCCUCCGAGUGUGCACCGAUUGAUGGAGCCCCGACAGGAGCAGAGGGCAUGGUCCAUGGUCGUUGUGUUUGUAACCACAACACAGAGGGACUGAACUGUGAGCGCUGUCAAGACUUCUACCAUGAUCUGCCGUGGCGACCUGCAGAGGGACGAAACACUCACGCCUGCAAGAAGUGUGAGUGUAACCAGCACUCCACAUCGUGCCGCUUCGACAUGGCGGUGUACAAGACGACAGGCAACGUGAGUGGAGGCGUUUGCACCGACUGCCAACACAACACGGUGGGCCGACAGUGCGAGCAGUGUGCCCCCUUCUACUACCAGCACCCAAACAGAGACCUGAGGGACCCCAACGUCUGCGAGCCAUGUAGCUGUGACCCAGAUGGGUCUCUGCAGGGCGGUAUGUGUGACCCUCGGACCGAUGUUGCAGCAGGGCUGAUUUCAGGUCAGUGUCGCUGCAAAGCUAAUGUGGAGGGAGAGCGCUGCGACCACUGCAGACCAGGACACCAUGGGCUAGGACAGGGGCCGCACGGCUGUCUUCCUUGUACCUGUAACCCGCUGGGAACUCUGGCGGGAGGAAACACAUGUGACUCAGAGACAGGAAGUUGCUUCUGCAAACGCCUCGUUGACGGACAAAACUGCGAUCAGUGUAUUCCUCAGCACUGGGGUCUGUCUAAUGACAUGGACGGCUGUAGACCGUGUGACUGUGACCAGGGCGGGGCUGUUGACAACAACUGUGACCCUCACACAGGACAGUGUGUAUGCAGGGAGCACAUGUUUGGACGUCGCUGCGAUCAGGUUGAGUCCGGCUUUUACUUCAUCGCUCUGGAUCAUUACACAUACGAGGCUGAGGACGCCAAACAUGGACCUGGUGUGACAGUGGUACACAGGCCUUACCCUCUGGAUCGUAGUCCUACCUGGACCGGUAUGGGCUUUGUUAAUGUGCCAGAAGGGGCUUACCUGGAGUUCCACAUCAACAACAUCCCAGAGUCCAUGGACUAUGAUAUCCUUGUUCGCUAUGAGCCACAGUUGCCGGAGCAGUGGGAGCAGGUAAACGUUCGAGUUCAGCGUCCCAUCUACCACCCUCCAAGCUACUCCAGUCACUGCAGCAACUCCAUCCAGAGUGGAGACGAGCAGUUUGUCUCUCUGCCACCCGGAUCCAGACAUGUGCUGCUGGUGAGGCCGGUGUGUUUCGAGAAAGGACUGAACUACACGAUCCGUCUGAGUCUGCCUCUGUACUCAUCAGUCAGCGACAUCCAGAGCCCGUACACGCUCAUCGACUCUCUGGUGUUGAUUCCCCGAGUCAAAGAGAUGGACAUGUUCCAUGGGAAUGAAGGUGAGGAAGCGUGGGAUACGUUCCAACGUUACCGCUGCCUGGAGAGCAGCCAGAGCGUCGUCAAAAGUCCCAUGACCGACAUCUGCAACGACUACAUCUUCAGCGUGUCUGCUCUGCUGCACAAAGGAGCUAUGGCAUGCCAGUGUGACCCACAGGGCUCCCUCAGCGCUGUCUGUGAGCCCAGUGGAGGUCAGUGUCAGUGUCGUCCAAACGUUGUUGGCAGGAACUGUGACCACUGCGCUCCGUCUACCUUCCUGUUUGGCCCCGCUGGCUGCAGACCUUGUGACUGUGACCGCGGGGGUUCAGUCAACGCCUUCUGUCACGAGGCGACCGGUCAGUGUCAGUGCGCCCCUGGCGCCACAGGCCGUCAGUGCUCCUACUGCCUACCAGGCUACUGGGGUUUCCCUCACUGCAGACCGUGUCAGUGUAAUGGACACAGCGAGUUCUGCCACCCGCAGACUGGAGAGUGCCAAGGCUGCAGAGACUACACCACCGGACACCACUGUGAGAGGUGUCUUGAUGGUUACCAUGGUGACCCAGAGUUGGGUUCAGGUGGCCACUGUCGCCCCUGCAUGUGCCCUGAUGGACCCCGCAGUGGACGUCAAUUCUCAGACAGCUGCUACCUCCUGCCUUCUUCCAACCAGCUGGUGUGUGUGUGCAGCGCUGGCUACAAAGGUGCCAGGUGUGAUCAGUGUGCUCCAGGGUACUUUGGAAACCCCCUGGUCCCUGGUGGUCGCUGCUCGCCCUGCCAGUGUAACAACAACAUUGACAUGCAUGACCCCAGCUCAUGUGACGUUCAGACAGGAGCCUGUUUGAAAUGUCUGUACCACACUGAGGGCUAUGCCUGUCAGCACUGCAAGCUGGGAUACUAUGGCAACGCUGGCACUCAGAGCUGCAGGAAGUGCAUGUGUUACUCAGUGGGAACAGUCCCUCAGGCCUGUUCUUCCCCUGAGGAGUGCCAGUGUAAUCAGAUCAGCGGUCAGUGUCCCUGCCUACCCAACGUGGUCGGUCAGAACUGUGACCGCUGCGCCCCCGACACCUGGAACCUCGCCAGCGGGUCAGGCUGCCAGCGCUGCGACUGUGAUCCCGUCCACUCCUUCGGCUCCUCCUGCAAUGUGGUUACUGGACAGUGUUCCUGCAAGCCUGGUUUUGGUGGCAGGACAUGUCGGGAGUGCAGGGAGCUUUUCUGGGGAGAUCCAGAAGUCAAAUGUCACGCUUGUGAAUGUAACCCUCUGGGUAUCUCCAGCGAGCAGUGCCACCGUUCAACAGGUCAGUGUACCUGUGUGGAGGGCGUGGCCGGCCUCCACUGUGACGAAUGUGCUCGUGGUUACCAGGGCGAAUUCCCUAACUGUGAACCCUGCGACCCCUGCUUCGCCGUCUGGGACACGAUCGUCGGCGAGCUGACCAAUCAAACCAAACGUUUGGAGGCCCAAGUGUCAGAGCUCCAGACGACCGGGGUGACAGCGCCGUAUAAAGAAUUAAUCAGCAGCCUGGAGACAAACAUCAAGGCGGUUAAGGAAAUAAUCAAGGGCAACCCUGCAGGAGUGAAGCUGGAGCAGAUUCAGGAGCUGAUGAACCACAUCACGGGUGUGAUGUCCUACGUCAACAUAAAGCUGAACACAACAGAGGAGGGCCUGAAUCGUCUCCACAGGGACGCCAAUGCCACAGAUGCAAACCUGGAUGCUCUGAUUGAUGAGGCGAAUAAACUUGAGCAGAGCGUCAAGGAUCUGAUACAGGAAGUGUACAACGCCAAGAAUGCCAACAUCCAGGGUGCGAUGGACACGAUUGCAACUGCACAUUCUCAGUCUAGGAUGGCAGAAAUCCGUGCCAAUGCCUCCACCAGCAGCCCUGGAAACACUGUAGAGCAGUCAGCUGCUGUACGGAAAGCCACAGAGGACAAACUGAACAGCGGUCAGAAGGAGUUCAACCGCAGGAUCCAAAGAAACUCACAGAAGCUCGACAAACUGUCAAACGAGCUGGAGGAAUUGGACCUGACACCUCUGAGUGAGAAGACUUGCGGAGGUGCAGCUGAAGGUGACAGCUGCUCGGGGUCUCCCUGCGGUGGUCUGGGUUGUGCUGGUGAGGACGGAGCGCCUCAGUGUGGAGGAGAAGGCUGCAAAGGCGUCGUCACGACCUCCCAGACUGCUCUGAAAUCAGCCAAAGACCUGGACCAGGAGAUUCUGAACGCAAUGCAGGAGGUGGACAAGCUCUCCAGGAUGGUGUGGGAAGCCAACACACGUGCAAACAAAGCCAAAGUGGAUGCUCAGCAGGUUUUGAUCAAAUCCAACCAGAGCAAAGAGAGAGUGGAGCAGAGCAACGAUCAGCUCCGCAACCUCAUUAAGGAGAUACGAGACCUGCUCACCAACGAUAAGACCGACGUUUCAGUGAUCGAGGCUGUAGCAAACGAGGUGUUAGCUCUGGAGAUGCCAACAUCAUCCGAGAAGCUUCUGGAGCUGACCAAUGAGAUCAGAGAGAAGGUCGGCACUCUGACCAGCGUGGAGACGAUCCUCAGUCAGAGCGCCGAGGACAUCAAGGCUGCAGAGGCGCUGCUUAAGGAGGCCAAGGCUGCCAGUGAGCAUGCAUCUAACAUGAAGGAGACAGCUGACGUAGUGAAGGCAGCUCUAGAAGAGACUGAGCGCGCUCAGACCGUCGCCAUGGACGCCAUCCAGCUCGCCCAGAACAACACGAAAGGAACGCUGGACCUGCUGCUCUCUGUGGAGUCAGAGACGGCCGACUCCGAGCUGAAGCUCAGUAACACGACAGAUCGUCUGGUUCAGCUGGAGCGCGAGGUCGGCCUGCUCAGACAGAACAACCUGGAGGUGAACCGACUCACUGAGACAGCUGACUGGGUCGCCGGCCAGGCCAGCCUGACAGCAGAAGAGGCUCAACAGGAGUUUGACCUGGAGGUGAAGGACCGGUUUGAGGAGGUGGAGGGCCUGGUGGAGCUUAAAGGCGACAAUGUGCAGCAGGCAAGGAGGAAAGCAGAUGAGCUGCAGAAGGAGGCGAGAGAGCUGCUAGCUGAGAGCACAAUAAAGCUGCAGAGACUUGGAGAGUUGGAGAGCUCAUAUGAAGCCAACCAGAAAAUUUUGGAGUCCAGAGCAGCAGAGCUGGCAGAUCUGGAGGAAAAAGCCCGCCGGAUCCUGGAGGAGAUCAGCCAGAAAGUGACGAUGUACAGCACCUGUCUGUGAUCGCCAUCUGCAUCACCUCAGACUCUUUAAUGUUCUGACUGGGAUUUAAUGGUGCCAAAUGUUUCAAAUACUGCAGAAGCCCCAAGCGGAUAACUUCCAUACUUUUUACUUACUUAAUUUUCUCAGGGUAACAGGUAAUACCUGAUUAUUUUCUUGAGAUCUUGACUUUUUUCCUGCUCUUUGGGAUACCAAAGCUGGUUUUCUUGUGAUAACAGGAUUCUAUUCUGGUGAUCUAGAAAACAAAAGUCAGAUAAUAACAUGCUGUGCUGCCAUUUCCCGUAUUCAUGUUAAGACUAUUUGCAUGUUUGUUUUGUACUUUUGCACUUCUGGAGCAGCUUGUUUUCUUGGGAAAUUGAGUAAAUAAAAUGUAUGCAUGCCUCUCUGCUUAGGGCUUCUGUAAGAGACAUCUCCCAACAUGUGCUUUAAAGCUAUCAGCACCAAACUGUUAAUGUUCAACACUGUCAGUGCCAAAAGUUUUGUCUCAUUGUGCCUCAGCUGACAACAGUUUAUCAGACUGCUGUGCCAAAAAGUGUUUUAACAAUCGAGACGAGUUUCAAAGCUGCCAAAGACCACAGAAGUAUUAAAAAUAAAACAAAAGAGACCACUCAGAGCCAAAGUGACCUCAGUGCUAAACCAGAAUGUGUAGAGAAUCUAUGAUGAAGCUGUAUCAGAUACAACAAUCUGUGUAUUUAAAUCUAAAAUAUAUGAUAGAAAUAUUAAAGUUUUAGACCUACUUUAAAAGCCCAAAGAUAUUUAUCAUGAACAGGACCAAGAAGUGUUUGUCAGUUGUUAUUUUAAUACAGAAAAAUACAGAAUUUGAUUGAAAAUAAAGUUACUGAAACAUC
Messenger RNA from Cheilinus undulatus (humphead wrasse), 6268 nucleotides. RefSeq names its product laminin, beta 1b (gene lamb1b). The record is from RefSeq and is a predicted model, not a curated record. Gene Ontology annotation, molecular function: extracellular matrix structural constituent; integrin binding. Gene Ontology annotation, biological process: substrate adhesion-dependent cell spreading; basement membrane assembly; cell migration. Bases 81 to 5423 code for a protein of 1780 amino acids. Gene Ontology annotation, cellular component: laminin trimer. The transcript is spliced from 33 exons. Lineage: Eukaryota; Metazoa; Chordata; Actinopteri; Labriformes; Labridae.